Cryptotermes secundus is the source of this 4421-nucleotide messenger RNA. RefSeq lists its product as uncharacterized. The record is from RefSeq and is a predicted model, not a curated record. NCBI's taxonomy places the organism in Eukaryota, Metazoa, Arthropoda, Insecta, Blattodea, Kalotermitidae. The coding region runs from base 104 to 3967 and encodes 1287 amino acids. The transcript has 9 exons. Gene Ontology annotation, biological process: regulation of apoptotic process.
CUGUUGAGGCUGUUGAGCGUAGCGUAAUGUAGAAACAAUGGUGACCACGGUUGUAGUGGGUUAGAAGGUUUAGAACGUUUAGAAGGCUCCUUAUAAACUAAAAAUGGCGUCAGUUAAUAGGGUUAAUAGUGUGCGUGAUAAAUUUAAUGGACGUGACGGAGCCAGUAAAGUAAGUGGUACACAAAUGGAGAGUAGUAACGAAGAGGGAGAUAUAAGUUCACAUGUCUCUUAUUCAGAACUUAUGUUUGAUGAAGACACAGACAAAGAAAUUGAAUCGUUUCUGAGACCGGAGUUAAUACCAGAAAAAGACGUAUCACAGGAUGAUGUGUUGAAGACACAACAUGCUAAUGAGCAAACGUGCAGCACUACAGCUGAUAAUCGUGCGAUUUUAACCAAGGAAGAGGUAGAUGGUGUGGCAGAAACAAAGAACUGCAUGCAAAUUGAAACAAAAAGAUGCGAGAAACGAAUUGAGAUAACUGAAACAAGUCCCAGAAAACACGUACGCAACAGCGAUGGAAAUGAUACAGGAAUUGCUGAAAAUGAUGCUAUGAAUUCUUUGAAGGAAAUGAGACAUUCUGAUGAUUCAUCAGGAAGUAAAACUGGUAAAAAAAAUAAUACGAAUGUUGCACAUGCAAAAGUAAAAGUUCUUACUGCUGAAGCGAAGUCAUUAAAGGUUCCUUCCACGAAAACUGCACUAAGUCCCAUGUGGGAUAAUUACAUUUUAGUAGUAAGUGGGAUUCCUCCAAGAGACGCUGGGCAUCUGAAGAAGGUACUGAAUGGUGUAUUGGGUGAUAAUUCUCAUAGAAUCAGACAAAGCGAGAAAGGUGCCACAGUUGUGUAUUUACAUUUCCUGAACCAGCAAGAUAUGAAAGUUGCAAGAGCACAUCUGCACAACCAAAGGAUUGCAAACUACAAGCUGACUGUGACAGUCGACAGACCUUCAGGACUGAAACAGAAAUUUGAAGGUAAUCAUGAAGGACCAGCCGUCAAGAGAAUGAGGAAGCAGAAAAAAUUAUUACAGUUCUUUGAGAAGUCUUACGAAGAACAGAUAGAACUUAAGACGGCAGACAUUCGUACUAAACUACAUGAUUUAAAUAGAUAUAUUGCCAAAAAAUCGCCAGAACUCUCAAAUUUUAUUCGUCAGAGACAGCUUAAACAUGGUGGAGCAAUUUGUGCUUUGGACAAAUUCAAGGACUGUUCUCCGAGUGAGAGAGUAGUGUCUGUAUGUUGGUUUGCAGUAGGUUCAGAUAAAGAGACUGGACAGCUUGUAGUAGGUAUCCAUGAAGGGAAUGGGCAUGUACGAAAGUUGUCAUCAGUAAAACAAAACUACCCAGAUCACGUGGUGAAGAUAGCAGAGGUGUUUGAGGAGUUUGUGCACACCCAAGGAAACCAGAAGAUGUGGCACAAGCUAGUGAUACAUACCAAUAGUGUCCAGGACCUGAUGCUCUUGGUGUUUCUUGACUGCACUAAUGAUGAGCUGAAACGAGUGCAUGAUGAGAUGAAAAUAUUCUUCACAUCCGGAGAGGGGAUGAAGUGUCACGUCACCUCGGUUUACAUCCGAGACAUGAACAAUCGUGACACUAAGGUAACAGCCCUGGACUUGGUAUUGGGAGAGCCAUGCCUUGAAGAUACAGUUGCUGGUCUCAAGUUACAACUUCCACCCAUAAAGCACCUCUGGAAUUCUGUCCAUGGGGCUGAGACAUUGUGCAAGGUUAUGGAAGAAUUACUGGCACCAACAAAGAAAACGACAGUGUUGGAAAUUGGCUGUGGCAUUGGGCUUGUAGGACUGCACUUGUCCAAGGUUGCAGGAGAAGUUCUGAGUGUGGACACUGAGUCAACUAUGGAAGUCGCCAAGAAGAAUGCGGCAAAUAACGGAAUCACACACUGCAAAUAUUUUGGUGGGAAGAGUGAGGACAUGAUUCAGGAACUCGUUAAGGAACAAACAUGUGAUGAGAUCUGUGCUGUUGUGAUGUUCUGCAGAAAUCGCUCUUAUAAAAUUGUGACUGCAUUGGAGCAGCUGAGGAAGGUACAGCAUCUGAACCGACUGGUGCUUGUAGAAGACAAAGCUUUUACAUUUAACACCAUACAAUCUUUGAGUGCACUUUCUAAUGAAAAAGAAAUGGGCAAUCCAUUUUUCCCUGUGAAAGUAGCUCCAGUGGACUGGCCAAACUCAAAAGGCUACUUGCUGUUGUUUCUGCUUGAGCGCAUUGGUCGUGAUGACAUGGGAACGUUUCAGAUGAAUGACAAAUCUGUGCCACGCAAGUCAGAAGUACACAGGAAAGCAAGUGCAUCAAAGAAGCGCUAUAUCAGAGGGAAGCAAGGAGGUCGACAUUUGUUACCAACCUCUGUAUGGGACAGGACAGUGUUCUUACAACCGAGCUGUGACGUGGGACCAGAGAUUAGAGCUGGGACAGCACAUAACUCUUUGUUUGAGAACACAGCUUCCAACAUGCAGUUGCAAGUAGCAGAAGAGAUCCAGAGGGCAUAUUUUGGUGCUGUUGGCAAUGUGGAAAAUGUUGCAGACAAAUUCUACCUUAGAGAGAUCAUGAUUGAAAAUCAGAGGAGACAGAUGGAGGAAGAACAAAGACGACAGAUGGAAGAGGUACGGAUACGACAGAUUCAGGAAGAAGAAUUGAAUAGACGGAUGCUUGAAGCAAAGAGGAGACAGAUCCAGGUUGAAGAAGAAGAUUGGGUUAGGCAAGUCCAGGAAGAAGAACAGAGGAGGCGAAUCCGGGACGAAGACUGGAUGAGAUGCAUCCAAGAAAAUGAACGGAGGAGACAGAUCGAGGAAGAAGAAAGGAGGAAAAUCCAGGAAGAAGAAUGGAGGAGACAAAUCCAGGAAGAAGAAAGGAAAAUCCAUGAAGAACACAGGAGAAGACUCCAAGAAGAAGAAUGGAGGAGACGAAUCCAGGAAGAAGAAUGGCGGCGACCACUUCUUGAAGAACUACAGAAGAGAGAAAUGCUGACAGAAGAACGGAAGAGGCAAAUUGAAGAAGAAUGGAUGAGUCAGAUGCGCGGAGAAAAUUAUAGGGGACCAGUUCUGGAAGAAGCGUAUAGGGGGCAAAUGGAGGAAGAGAGGGAAAGGAAGUUAGUGAGAAUGAGUUCAAACCUCAGAAGUAGAAAUGACAUGGUGGAGGAUCUGAUAGCAGACUCACUCAGAGAAGCUGCCAUACCACAGCUUUCUGCAGACGCAGCUCAGAAAGUGAAACAUCUGGUAGCAGAGGCCAUCAGGAGUGUGGGAGUGGCCAACCAAGACAAGAGACAUGAUGUCAGCACCAGCAGAGGAGUUGGUGGAAUCCAUCCUGAAAGCACAGUAUCUCGAUUUGGGAGGCCAGACAAAGAAAUGCCAGAGGCAGGAGUGUUUGAAGGGGGAUAUUCUCGACAAGUCAAGGAAGUUGAUUAUCUUCAUGAAUCUAGACAUGACAUGUAUGGAGGUGCAUUGCAAAAACAUAGCUUUGAGCAGGAUGACCUGAAGUCACAGCAGUAUUCUCUUAUCAGGAAUCAGAAAAUUAGUUCAGAGACAAGUUUAAAUCUACCAUCGAUUUUAGAUUUGAAACUGAAACCUCCAGAAGUAACUGGUGCAAGUAGUUCUGAUAUGCAGCAUCUUAGCAGGAAUCCGAGAAUUAGUUCAGAGACAAGUUUAAAUCUACCAUCGAUUUUUGAUUUGAAGCUGAAACCUCCAGAAUUAAUUGGUGCAAGUAGUUCUGAUAUGCAGCAUCCAGAAGACAAAUGCUUUUUGGAAGUCGGUAAUCAGAGGCAUGGGCAGGUACUGACAGCACAGAAUGAACUGGACAUUAAUGUGACACGUGGUCAGCAGGCUGGCAGAUUCUCUACUGCCGCAGUACAAGAUGUAGGUUCAGCAAGAAGAGACAGGAAGCCCAGGGAAUUCAACGCUCAUAUGCAACUUGACAGACUGGCUGAUAAGCAGGCUGCAGAUAUUUUUAAGAGACGUAGUGAUCUGUUCUAAGAGACCCUGAAAGCUCCAUCACACCAGGCACAACAAAUACAUGGGGCACCAGUAGCAGAUACCAGAGGGAUAGGCAUGACCCAAGUAGGAAGGAUUGUCAUGACAUGGGCUCUGCCCCAUCAUAUAAUGCAGGUUUUUCUGCUUCUCCAGGAAGUAUUGAUAUAAAGAGAUGAUAAUUUUAUGGCUAUGGAAAAAGGAUUCAGACUCAUCCAAUGUAUAUUCAGUUUGACCACUACUGGUGGAUAAUAUAACAAAUAUGUCCAAAUUGGGAAGAAUCUUCUUUCUUUAUGUCUCAUCAGAAGUAUGAUGAAAUGUUGGCAGCAUCACAUCUUGUUGCCAAACCUGUUAUUGUUGAUUGCACAAGAUAGUGUGCAGAAUGUAUUGUCGCGUAUCGGGGGUAUGACGCGACAAAUAACUUCACGAGGUAUUUGAUGUAGCGAAUUUUAUUUCACAU